Ictalurus furcatus (blue catfish) is the source of this 4274-nucleotide messenger RNA. It is a transcript of the gene pdzrn3b, whose product is annotated as PDZ domain containing RING finger 3b. Gene Ontology annotation, biological process: protein ubiquitination; neuromuscular junction development. Bases 107 to 3253 code for a protein of 1048 amino acids. Gene Ontology annotation, molecular function: zinc ion binding; ubiquitin protein ligase activity; protein binding. The record is from RefSeq and is a predicted model, not a curated record. The transcript is spliced from 10 exons. Lineage: Eukaryota; Metazoa; Chordata; Actinopteri; Siluriformes; Ictaluridae.
AAGCAGCUCACAGACAAGCGGUGCGACUCCUUCCAAUGCUCGAGUCCGCAGCUAACCGCUGAUUCUGUGGCGCUUUUUCCUAACUUUUCUCAUUUGAAACCAAACCAUGGGCUUCGAGUUGGAGCGGUUCAGCGGUGCCGUGGACCCGGACUUGAAGUGCAAUCUCUGCCACAAAGUGCUGGAGGAGCCUCUGACAACGCCGUGCGGCCACGUCUUCUGUGCGGCGUGUGUGUUGCCGUGGGUGGCUCAGCAGCGCAGCUGUCCGGCGCAGUGCCGGCGGCGUGUAUCGGCCCAGGAGCUUCACCACGUGCCGCCACUCAAGAGCCUGGUGCUCAAGCUGGACAUCCGCUGCGAGCAUCACGCACGGGGCUGCCGCCAAGUCGUCAAGCUCCAGCAGCUCGCCGAGCACGCAGAGGCGUGUGACUUCGCCCCGGCGCGCUGCCGCAACGACGGCUGCAGCCAGGUGCUCAACCUCAAGGACUUGCACUUGCAUAUGCGCGACGCCUGUGAGUACCGGCCGGCUGGCGUCUGCGAACAGAGCUGCGGGCUCGGCCUCACGCACCGAGAGCGCUAUCUGGACGGCCACUGCUGCGUGCGCUCGCUCAAGGCGCACAACAGCGCGCUGCAGGCCAAAGUCACCACCUUGGAGAAGGAGUGUAAAAAGCAGGCGAUGCGCGCGAGCAAGCGGGAGAAGUCACUGCUGGCACAACUCUCAUCCGUGCACAACGAGCUGCAAAUGACGGCGCUCCGCUACCAGAAAAAGUUCACCGAGUACAGCGCGCGCAUCGACUCGCUCACCAAGAGCUUUGCGCCGCCUGUUAAGGGUGGCGAGAGCAAAAGUGUCACAGUUGUGCUCCACAGAGAAUCUGGAUCUUUGGGCUUUAAUAUUGUUGGAGGAAGACCAUGUUUGGACAAUGAAGACGGGACUUCAAAUGACGGUAUCUUUGUAUCAAAGAUUGUGGAGCAUGGGCCAGUGGAUAAAGAAGGAGGAAUUCAGAUUCAUGACAGAAUAAUGGAGGUAAAUGGCAAAGACCUGUCCAGUGCUACUCAUGAGCAAGCAGUAGAAGCCUUCCGCACAGCCAAAGAGCCUAUCAUGGUGCAGGUGUUGCGCAGGACGCCGAGGCCCAAACCAGCAGGACCUGAAAGAGACGCACAGCUGAUGGACAUCAGUACACAGACAGACAUCACCUUCCAGCACAUUAUGGCCCUCAGCAAGCUGCCUGCCUCAACACCUCCUGUACUUGAUCAGUACAUGCUGCCUGAAGGACAUUCUCCCGGGCAUGAGUAUUUCGACCCGAAUGAUUACCUAGAGACCAUGCCGCAAGAUAUGGAAAGAGAGGAACUUGAGUAUGAGGAAGUGGAUUUGUACAGGACAAAUAUUCAGGACAAGCUGGGCUUGACUGUGUGCUAUAGGACUGAUGACGAGGAUGAAACUGGGAUAUACGUCAGUGAGAUUGAUCCAAACAGCAUUGCUGCAAGAGAUGGUCGAAUCAGGGAAGGGGACAGAAUCAUCCAGAUCAAUGGCAUAGAGGUGCAGAAUCGGGAGGAGGCGGUGUCUCUGCUCACAAGUGAAGAGAACCGCAAUGUGUGCCUGUUGGUGGCUCGGCCAGAGAUACAGCUCGACGACGGAUGGAUGGAAGAUGACAGAAAUGAUUUCCUGGAUGAUCUGCACAUGGACAUGCUCGAGCAGCAGCAUCAUCAGGCCAUGCAGUUCACUGCCAGCAUGCUCCAACAGAAGAAGCCGGUGGAGGAUGGAGGCUUGAUUGACACAGGAACACUGCUUUCGCAGCAGCAUGAAAAGGACAGUGGCGUGGGCCGCACGGAUGAAAGCACCCGCAAUGAUGAGAGCUCAGAGCAGGAGAACCUCUGCGAUGACCAGACCAGCGCAUCUACCACACUGGGCAGUCACAGACGUCUGGCAUACAGUCAGGACACGCUGGGAAGCAGUGACCUUCCCUUCAGCAAUGAGUCUUUCAUCUCGGCCGACUACACCGAUGCAGAUUUCCUGGGUGACUUCCCAGCUGAUGAGUGUGAGCACUUCAGGGAGCUGUUGGAGCUUAAAUGCCAGGUGAGGAGUGGGGGUGGCUUGGGCAUAAUCUGGCCCAGCUUUGGCAUAGAUGGCGGACAAGGAUUUGGUGGUGCAGGAGAUGACGAUGUGGACAAGGAGCUGGAGCUUCUUAACGCUGAGCUGCGUAACAUCGAACUUGAAUGCCUGAGCAUUGUGCGGGCGCACCGUACACAGCAAUUACGUGACCAGCCAUGGAUGUUGCACAAUAGUGGCUUCCGCAACUACAACACAAGUGUGGAUGCACGUCGCCAUGAGCUGGCUGAUAUCAGUGAGCUGCCAGAGAAGUCAGACAAGGACAGCUCAAGUGCUUACAAUACAGGAGAGAGUUGCCGCAGCACACCACUUACCCUGGAGCUAUCACCGGACAACUCUUUACGCCGAGCCAGUGAAGAGCUUGCAGAAGCCAGUGCAGGAGGUACUGUAACCGGUCCCAAUACCAGAGUUUUAAGGCCCCUGCUUUCACCUGUCCAAGAGGCUUCUGGCUCAAGCAGGAGCCACACUUCUUCUCCCAAAGAGCCUGAUGCUGGCCACCAUUCUGAGGCCAAAGAACGCAAGUCGAGUCGCCUCAGCCAUCCACACUCACCCUACAAACAUGCCCAUAUCCCAGCACACGCACAGCAUUAUCAAAGUUACAUGCAGUUGAUUCAGCAAAAGUCAGCUGUAGAGUAUGCACAGAGCCAGAUGAGUCUUGCCAGCAUGUGCCGGGAUCCAGUAUCGGCCGAGCCCAAAGCAGAGUGGAAGGUGAAGAUCCGCAGUGAUGGUACUCGGUACAUCACCAAGAGGCCAGCACGUGAUCGCCUGUUGAAGGAGCGUGCCCUGCGCAUCCGAGAGGAACGCAGUGGAGGCAUGACCACGGACGAUGACGCAGCCAGUGAACUGAAGAUGGGCCGCUACUGGAGCAAGGAGGAGCGUAAGCAACACGCCGUACGUGCCAAAGAACAACGUCAGCGGCGUGAGUUCAUGAAGCAGAGUCGCACAGACUGGCUGAAGGAGCAGAGUGGGAGUGGCACUGAUGACAAAAAAGAGGUCAACAUCAUUGAACUAAGUCACAAAAAAAUGAUGAAGAAACGCAACAAGAAGAUCUUCGAUAACUGGAUGACCAUCCAGGAACUGCUUACGCAUGGUGCAAGGUCUCCAGAUGGGACGCGAGUGUACAACUCGCUGCUGUCGGUGACCACAGUGUGAACUGGUGCUCUAGCUGUUGUACAUAGGACACUACCGAUAGGAGUAAAGUAUCCUGCCUCGUUCAAUGUGGCAAUGUUUUGUAAAUAAGGAAGUAGUCUCUUUGUUUGAAGGGGUUUUGUGAUCAGCAGUUAAGAGAAGGUAUGAUGAGAGUUUCAGAGAAUGGACUAUUAGGAGAGAAAAAUGACACAAAUGAUUUUGCAUAAUACUUUUUAUGUCACGCUUGCUUUUUGAGUAAUUAUAAAGGAACUGCUUCUUAACAUUUGGGCCUUUCUGAAAGGUUUCUGAAAAUAGUUUAAAGACCACAUCAUAAAACAACCAACGGCAGCAUUUUUUAUCAGUAUUUUACUUAUGAUGCAUACAUUUUGCUUAUUUAACGUAAUACAAUGUAUUUAGCUUCAUGGCCAACACAAUACCUUGGGAGGACAUUGUUACAGUUUUUUUUUCCCGACAACAUUACAACAACAUUAUUUAAAGGUGCUAUUUAAAAUUGCAUUAUAAACAGUUUGUUACAUUGUGUUACAGUUGUUAAAUAGGUCAAGAUAACUUAAGGUGCGUACCUCCUGAGAGCAAGUUCUCCUUAUGUUAAUUUGAUAAACUGUAAAUCAGUUUGCAUUGUAAAGGUACAUUGUGUGGGGUUUUUUUUUUUCUUUGAACAACAUAAUGAAGUCCUAGUCACUAAUCUGCUGAAAUAAUCAGUUUUAAGUACAGUUCUCAAAAUCUUAGAGAAUUCUUGAGACACAGACGCAGUAUUGCAAAAACACCUUUCAAAGUUUUAAUCACUUUGUGUGCAUCAUUGUGCAUUUAAUAUGAUUUAUAUUGUAUAUAUCUAGCAUACCAUAAAGGAUGUAAACAAAUUGGUCUUAAACAAAUUGAGUAUCAGGCUUUGCCCUUUACAAAAUGCUUUAAGGUGUAAAAUAAUUUUUUUUAAAAAAUACGUCUUUUGUAUUGGACUAUGUAUCAAAGCAAAAUAACACAACCUAGCAAAUCCUUAGUUACCAACACAAUUUUAUGUCUUGUAAAA